AUGGCGCUAUUUGCUUCAAACAAGCCCUCCCAUGAGGGCAAGCUUGAGAAGUCCCUUAUGGCCUUUCAUAGUUCCCAACCACUCCUUGCAACCGCGUGGACAGCCCCCACGUCGGUGUUGAUCACCAACAAUGAGGGAGAAGUACUUACAGUGGUGGAAGAACCGCGUGACAGGAAUUCAACGUCAAAAUCUACUCUCGUUGUCACUUGUCUCGCGUGGCAUCCAAAUGAACGAAUUUUGAUCAUAGGCUGGAGCAACGGCAACCUAUCCCUAUGGUCCAUGCCGAUGGCGGGUGAGCUUGGAAUUGAUGAUGGGGAGGGUAUCGGCGCGGAUGGCCAGAUUAAUAAUGUGGUGUUGUCUCUUGCGGCGAAGGCCGCUACACUCACCGAUAUGGAAGACCUCACACAUGAACAUCGCGAGACACCGGUUCUGCUUUGUGAGUGGUCCACACAGGGUCAAUAUUUGUUCACAUCGUACGAUCCCAAUACAGUUACACUGUGGGAGCUGGAGAGAGGUGUAUUGCAGCAGCAAAACUCAGUGCAUAACACCGCGUUCGAACAUGUCAUCAGGUCACUUUGGUUCGUUGAGACCCCUGAUCCUAUUCUUAAGGCUGUUCACGUUCCCUGUAAGUUAUCUUUGGCAUUGCCGAGAACCUCAGCGAAUACCGCCCUGCGUAGAUCCGCAACACAGGAAAACCAGAGCCCCGAGAACCAUGGUCACGAGCAACCUGAAGCAUCUUUGAAUAUCGUAGAGGAUGAUAUUGUAUUCCUUCUCCUAGGAGGUGGCAAUAACAUCUACAUUAUGACAGAGGAGCAAAAGCUCUUAAAGAUUUCAUCGAGAAUCGGGAAUAUCGUCUCUUUCCUGUAUGAUCCGAAGGAGCGCACGCUUGUGGUCUGGAAUAACAGCCAAACAUUAGAAGUGUACCAUAUUCGUAAAGACCUUUCCACUGAAUCCUUGUUUUGGAAAAAGCUGACGACACCGAGUUACCCUACAACAGCACCAAGUGCGUUUUCCCCGUCUCUGGCCUGGGAUGGCUCCGGAUCUGUGAUGAUUGCCUGUGGCGACGACCGUGUUUACCUGUUAGACAUCAAAACGGAGACAAUCCACACCAUCCCCCUCCCCCAGGUAGGGAACCACGUUCGAGUAGUUGCCUGUGCGACCCAAAGGAAGGUAUUGAUAGCUGGCACCAUUGAGGGUAUGGCGACUGUGUUUAUUCAUAACGAUAGAGCCGCACUGCAGAGUGCUAGGUGCGGCAGUAGCAAGGCAGAUAACGUGGUUGCACCUUCUGAUGAGCCGGAUGGGGUCGGAUCGAUGUGCAUGGCGAUGGAUGACAUCAACGCAUGGGAGGCUCUGACUACACAUAACCUCGGUGAACAAAUUGAUCAUAUCUCGAUCAAUCCAUUGGGUGAUAUUGCCGUAUGCAUAGGCGGCUCCCAUCUUCAGGUAAUUCAUGAGGCUGAGCGCCAUCGAGCCUGGGACGGUACGGCGGCGGCUACACAGAUUUCAACCAACUUAGUGGUUAUUGAAAGUGUAUCCGGCUGUCAAUGCUUGCUAAAUAGUAAGACCAAAGUUCGAGGUCUCGCCAUCUCCUUUCCUAAUAUUGCCAUUUGGGACGGCUCGCAGAUUGAUAUUUACACCAUUAACGAAGCUAGCUCUGAUUUCACGCAUAUCAAUUUCGUGCCUACGAUGAGCUCUGCUUUCGCGAUGCACCGAGAUGGCCUGCUCUACGUGAAGGAUGGACGCAUCAUUUUCACCACCUUGCAUCUUCAAAACAUCGGACAGCUUACUUUUACCGCAUCCGAAGGGGUUCCGGUGGUGCUCGACAUUAUGAAGGACUUCGUUGUAGCGGUUUCGUCCCAAAAUUCGCUCCGCCUCGUGCGGAUCACCCCACGUGGCCUGCAGCCGCUGGGGCCGUCGCGGCCCUUCCGGCUCAUCGAGGAUGGCACCGAAGCUAACAGGGUGACGGUGGUCUCAGCACGCGUCAACGCGCAGGGCCGCCGUGUGGCGUUGAUGGCAAGGGUCGGCCCGCUCCAAGUGCCGGACACUCGCAUUUGGGUCUUCGAUACGGACACCGACAAGAUGAUGACCUUUGAUUUUGCCGUGAGGAACGAGGUGCCCGAUGCGGUGUACUGGAACACCCCCGAGCCUAAUGCGAGCACCAUUGGGGAGUUGGAGUAUCUCUUACUUGCCUGCGAGACACACCAGCUUCGAAGCAAAAUGACCGACUCGGAUCCUUUCACCGAGUCAGCUAUCAACGACGAUGAUGAUAGCAAGGAUAAUUCCAUCCAUGAUAGAUAUGAUGAAGAGAGGGAUCGAAGUCUCGAGAGUCCAGCGCCCCGCUUUGUCCAUCGUGAGGGGUACGCCGAGCCAAUGCCGGAUUUGGAGAAUUUUACUGAGAAGAAAGACUCAGGGGCUGGAUGGUGUAGCCGAACCCUUGGUUUUAUGAGUAUUCUUUCAAGUCGCGCGCAUAAUUUGGUGACUCUAUUUGCAACGUAUAACGGUCUGGUGGUUCAUAAUACCGCACCUCUAAAGGCUUAUCAAAUAUGUCUUGUCGGUCUCACAAUCCCCGAUUUUCUUCUCUCUUCAGUGAAGAUUGAAGGUGACCCAUCGAAUCCACAGGACUACGUGGUUGAGCAAAAGCGGCUUCGAGACUUCGACGGUCUCCAAUCUGACAAUGAUGUGGCCGUCCGUGAAGCACUUAUGAAAUUCAGCUACUAUUCGACAAUUGGAAACAUGGACGAGGCGUACCGAUGUAUGAAGACAAUUAAGGAUCAGUCGGCCUGGCAAAGCCUGGCACGGAUGUGUGUUUCAACUGGUCGUCUUGACGUGGCUGCGGUGUGUCUAGCUACCAUCAGCGAUGGUGUGGCAGCGCGUGCUCUGCGAGAGUCCAAGGAGGACUACCCCAAUGAUAGAAAUGUGCAGUUAGCCUCACUUGCCUGUAGCAUGGGUCUUCUAGAGGAGUGUGAGCAACUGCUGCGCGCUUCAAAACAGUAUGGUCUUAUCACUGAUGUAUUUUUAGCAUGUGGAAAGUUUGAACGUGCUCAACAGCACUCUGAGCGUUGUGAUCGCAUUCACAUUAGGUCGGUAACCUACAAGUAUGCCCAGUUUAUGGAGAGUUUAGGUAAUGUGGAUGCAUCGAUUAUAUGGUAUUACAAUGCUCAUUGCGCUGGGACGGAUGUCCCGCGUAUUUUCUUUUAUAACAAUAGAUUGCACAAGCUUCGAGAGCUGAUGGAUGACAAGGAUUCUUCUAUGCAGACGUCACGGGCAGUGAGCAUAUCCAGUAACGGUCCCGAUACGGUGUCCCCAGGGCCGCGCUCUGCGUUUGCUUCUCUUUUUCCCGUUAAUAAAGACUUGCUCCAGUGGUGGGCCAGGUACAGCGAGCGUCGGUGCGACAUUCAGGAAGCACUUUGGUUCUACAAUUUGUGCGAGGACACCUUCAAUCAGGUGCGUCUGCUGUGUAGUCUUGUGCCACCUAGAAUUGACAAGGCUCUGGAGCUUGUUGACCGAGAUAUCGAAAAAGCUAAUGCUAAAUUUCAACGAUACCAGCAACAAUAUGUCGACACUUCAUUAAAGACAACGCAACAAUCGGAGCCUGAUUGCGUCGGCGCUGCCUUUUUUAUUGGCCAGUACUAUGAGAGGGAACGUAAUGUAGACAAGGCACUCCAGUAUUAUCAGUACGCCGGUGCUUAUUACAGUGGAGCACGUCUGUCUCGGGCAGCGGAACGUGAUAAUGAUGCCUUCGAGUUUGCCUUUUCUAGCGGCGAUGAGCGCUUAAUGCUAGAAUGUGCCCUUUAUCUUUCCGAAAAGUGCAUUUAUAACAAGGCCGUUCAGCUCUAUCGUAAGAUAGGCGCUGUUCAGUGCGCCUUGGAGGGGUGUAUCAAAGGUGGGCUUUUCGACACUUUACAUGAAAUCAGUAGGGAACUUGCAGACAGCGACAUGGCUAGUGAGGAGGUAUUCAUGGGAAUGGCUGACCAUUUUCAAUCUACAGGUGAUUAUAGUAAGGCGGUUGAAAUGCUCGUUUUUGCGAAACACUACGAUACAGCAUUGGAGCUCUGUCAGGAUCAAAAUGUCAUCUUGACAGAGGCCAUGGCUGAUUCUAUAACUGGUCAAGGCAAUAACUUGCCCGUGAAGGAGAAGCAGGAGCUUUUGCUUCGUAUAGCCCGCAUUGCAAAAGAUCAGGGUCUCUGGAAUUUAGCUUGUAAGAAAUACACACAAGCUGGGGAUAGGCUCAAGGCGAUGAAAAUGCUCAUGCGCAGUGGUAACGUCGACAAGGUUAUCUUUUUUGCUAACCACUCUCGGAACACCGAAAUUUACACACUUGCUGGAAACUUUUUGCAGAAUCAGAACUGGAGCACCAAUCGCAAUAUCUACAACAGUAUUGUUCUUUUUUAUACUAAAGCGAAAUCCUUAAACAGUCUUCUGAACUUUUACGAUUCAUGUGCGCAAUUUUAUAUUGAUGAGAACAGAAGCUAUGAGGACGCCUUCCGUGUCCUGGAUGAGUGUGUACACUCAUUUGAAAAGUUAGCUCCUUCUCUAUCGAAUAGUGGAGACUUUUCACGCAAUGACACAACCAAGCUUGCCAAUCUCCAAGAACGCAUGAAAAUUGUGCAAUCUUUUGUAACAGCUCAAAGGAUAAUGGAUGGAAUAAAUCCUAAGGACCACAUAGAGAAGAAAAAGGUGCAGGGUGACCAAAUCAUUAAGUUAUGCUCCGAUAUAAUUAAGAGCAGCCGGCCUGGAAAUCCAGAUCACGAUCUUAUUGAAGCAUCGCUAAGAGUUGGAGAUGUUUUCGCGCUCCUUGUGCAAUUUUAUUUUGAGAAAUUAGGUGAAUCUCGUAACGCUUAUAAAGUACUUGAAAGUAUGUCCAAACACAAUAUUGAGCCACAACUCUUCUUGGAAAUCGACUUCAUGGAGAAGGUGUGCCUUGCUAACUCUAAGCAGCUUAGUGCUCUGUUGCCGCAUUUGCCGUCUGUUUCGGGCAUUUCUUCCAAGAUCGACCAAAAUGAGUUCAACGGUGUAAGUGACAUCGAAAGCAAUGCGUUCAAUAGUUAA
This is a messenger RNA of Phytomonas sp. Hart1, 5049 nucleotides long. NCBI's taxonomy places the organism in Eukaryota, Euglenozoa, Kinetoplastea, Trypanosomatida, Trypanosomatidae. The record is from the annotation of a GenBank genome assembly.